Molecule: messenger RNA, 2717 nt
Organism: Labrus bergylta (ballan wrasse)
Lineage: Eukaryota; Metazoa; Chordata; Actinopteri; Labriformes; Labridae
Source: RefSeq, a predicted model, not a curated record
GUGCGCAGGUGUGUGAGCAGCAGGAGAUGAGCGGAGCGCCAAAACCCAAACUUUUUUACGCACCGUGCGGCCGCCUCACCUCCACCUGUCCAUCUCUCUGCAGAUAAACACACCUCUGCAGUGUUUGCUUUUCUUUACACCGGAUCACGAUGGAUUAACAUUUUGUUGGGGGGGGAGAGCCAUGCUCGCGUGCUCGGUUCAACCUGGGUCGCGUCGCCGAGUCCUCGCGGGGAACAGAUCCGACUUGGAUGCCCUCCAUUCCCGUUUCCGCAUUCCCGACGCCGCCGUGCGCACUGCAGGCGUGGAGCUCAGAUCCAUGAUGUGAACGGAAGAAAAAAACCGGUUCCUCCGGCUGAUCGAGCCUCUCUGCUGACUGUCGGUGCGUUAUGUUUCCAGCCGGAGGAGGACAGGGGAACCUCAGGGCUGAGCGGCUGGACACGUCAGGCGGUGAGAAGCCGUUUUUCAGCGGACCGAGAGAGUCUGAAGCGCGACGUAUUGAUCGGUGAGUGCGCCGCGCUCCUUCAUGUCCCGGGAUGGAGAGCUGCUGUCGCUCCUGUAUGCCGUGUCUAAGCCGGCUGUGGAACUGCAUUUGGCCGGACGUCCACUACCCAAACGUUCCCAACAACAACCAUGUGAUCGCGAACCCGGCGGCGCAGGCGGCGGAGAUCCGCACCGUGUCCGGGGACAUCCGCGUCCCGUCGCCCAAGAAGCGGCCGGUGCAGCUGUACGCCGCGCUCUUCGACUUCGAGGCCCGAAGCGACGACGAGCUGACGGUGAAGGAGGGGGACAAGCUGUCGGUGAUCGAGAAACGGGGGGAGUACGUGCUGGCCAAGAAGCUGACCGGAUCCCUGCAGUCCGGACUCAUCCCGGCCAACUACGUGGCUCUGCUGCAGGACGAGUUCGCCAAACACAAGUGGUACUAUGGGAACAUAAACAGAGUGAAAGCUGAGAAGCUGCUGCUGGCGUCCCAAAACAAAGAUGGCUCCUUCCUCGUUCGCAUCAGUGAGAGUCACAGUGACGAGUACACGAUCUCAGCUCGCAACGAGGCGAAGGUGUACCACUUCAGGAUCCAGCGCUCCACCAUCGGGGCGUACUUUGUGUCCGAUAAGGUCUCCUUCGCCACGCUGGGAGAGCUGAUCUCGUACUACCAGAAGAACCCGCGAAGCCUCGGGGUGCUGCUGGAGGAGCCGUGCGCCCAACAGAGGGAGCUCUUCGACAUGGAGCCGUGGGAGAGACCGAGAGAGGAGUUCAGACUGCACAAGAAGCUGGGAGAGGGGCACUUUGGAGAGGUGUGGGAGGCUCUGUGGACCACCGAGAACAGGAAAGUGGCCAUUAAGACGCUCAAACAAGAGGACACAAAGCAGGACGAGUUCGUGAAGGAGGUUCAGGCGUUGAAGAGCCUCCAUCACCCGAAGCUGAUCCAGCUGUUGGCCAUGUGCUCCAGAGGAGAGCCGGUCUACAUCGUGACCGAACUCAUGAGCAAAGGAAGCCUGAAGUCCUACCUCGCCUCUGCUGAAGGCCAGGUGCUGACCUCAGCUCAUCUGAUCUACAUGGGCAGUCAGGUCGCAGAGGGCAUGGCGUACCUGGAGGACAGAAACAUCGUCCACAGAGACCUGGCUGCCAGGAACAUCCUGGUGGGAGAGGACCUGGUCUGCAAGGUGGCCGACUUCGGAUGGCUCGGAUCAUCAAGGCAAGACAGUGUUUAUACGGCGAGUCGAAACACUAAGAUCCCGGUGAGGUGGACGGCUCCUGAAGCGGCGAUCUACCAGCGUUUUUCUGUCAAAUCAGACGUCUGGUCGUUCGGCGUCCUGCUCUAUGAAAUGAUGUCACGAGGAAAGAUGCCUUAUGAAGGAAAAAGCAACAAAGAAGUGCUGGAUCUUCUAUCAUCAGGGUUUCGACUCCCCUGUCCCACACGCUGUCCUCAGAACAUCUACCGGAUCAUGAUGGACUGCUGGGCGGCCGAGCCCUCCAAGAGGCCGUCCUUCCACGCCCUGCACAGCCAGCUGGACACCAUAUACGCCAGGAUUUAUUUUAAGACUAUAGAGGUGUAGGAAGAGGGGCCGUGUCCUCUGAAACUGUCAAUGAGAAACGGACUUCAAACGUGAAGACGAUGUUCUCGUCUUUUAUGCAAUCCUCGACAACCACAGGGUAUAUGAACUUCUAAUCACGGAGGUGUGAGAGGAUGAACUGCAGGAAGAACAGGAGGGAAGUGUUCAAACCUGAGAGGAAUCCAAGAAGGAGGAGGAAAUGAGGAAUAUGUGAUUUCAAACAAACAUGGGCACACAAAUGGAGUCCGCCUGAGAAAGGUGUGUACAUACACUCCUACCUAAAAACACUUCAAACCCUUUGGCACAUUCACAGAACCAACUCUUUUUAAUUUUGUACCCUUUUUUGUGUUUUAUAAAUACUAUUUUAUUACUCCUGUAUGUGCCAUGUCUGUGGAUGCACACUUUGUAAUGUUAUGAAAAUCUCAGUCGGGACUUAAAUUAAUCACCCGUCGUCUGACUGCAGAGCCUGUGCUAAAAACUUUUGAGGUAUUGUGCAAUCAUUUGACGCUUGCUGGGGUUUUUGUUUUAGCCACGCUAGCGGCCCCGGAGCUUCAGGUGUGGAUCGCUCCAUUCGUCCAACACGUCGGUAUUAAUCUUAUUAUUAAUUGUAAAGAUGUUUUUGGUGAUGUCAUGACUUUUUAUAGAGCACAAACAUGAAGUCAGAAUGUC